AUGGGUAAAUCCAGACAAGAGCGCACAGCUGCCGCUGCAGCAAAGGCCCCCAAGAAAGACAAGAGGUAUCCCAACAAUGCCCGCGAUAAGAACGGCAACAGAAUUAGCAAGCCAUCGCAGCGCAUGCCCUCGAAACCAGCGUGGAAGGCCAGUGCCGCAUUGCUCGAUGCUGCUAUUGCGGCCAGCGAGAAGGCUCGGUCGACCAAAUUAAAUGGCGACAAAUCUGCUCCCGAGGACGUUCUGUCGCCAGACACCAAGAUCUCCAUGGUCACUGACCGCAAGUACGAUAUCGAGGUGACCUGGAAGAACAUCCGACGGUACAUGGUGGACGCCCACCACCUCGAGAAAGCAAACACGUGCGAGACAGACCCAACCAAGGUCGCGCUUCGUGAAGAGGAGAUUGCCCAGUGCCUCAAAGAGGCCAUGGCUCUCGAAGACCGUCUCAGAGAGCUCGGUCGACCGUACUACUUCACAUAUGCCUGGCUAUACAGCGACCAUCCCGGCGCGGAUCGCAGCGUAUGGUGGGACAGGAUUGGGCGUAACAGAAGCGAGGCGGAGGAGUUGAUGGCACCAUGCUACGGGUUGACUGACUGCUCGGAUACUGAAGACGACCACGUGCCCGCAAAGAACAACAAGGACAGCCCAGAGCGCCUCAGCACUUCGCCUUCAGCUGCUUCACCAUCUUCUACCAAAGGCGCACUGCCCAGCUCGGCACCUCUUGAUCCUCAGCAGCAGCCCGCAACUGGCGCGCCUGACCUCCAGUAUCUUCCCAAUGCAUCUAAGCAGCCGAAGAGCGCACUUCCAUCGCAGACCUUCCCAGGUUCAUCUAAAGCUGCGCCACCACCGACCCCACCGCCAUCGCCCGAGUCCAAGGACGAAGACCCGAAGCCUUCUGAGAAGGCACCGCCCAUCUCGAAUGACCAGCAAGAUAACCCUCCAGAAGACACCAAGAACGCCACAGAGUCGAGCUCAGAGGCCGACGCUGCGAAGCCUGCUUCCCCUCCACUCGAGCACGCCAGCCGUGACCCACCUACAGACGAGAGCUACGAUGACGAGGACUCUGGCGGUGAAGAGCAAGGCGACCAGACAGGAGACGCAGCUUCAGAUGAUGCUGCAGAUCAAGAGCAAGGCGACCAAACAGGAGACGCAGCUUCAAAUAAGGCCGCAGAUCAAGAAGAAGGGGCGGCUGAGGACGACGACAACGGCGAAGAAGAGACCAAGAACAAGGACGACGAAGAGAGCGACGACGAAGGCGAGGACUAA
Molecule: messenger RNA, 1263 nt
Organism: Fulvia fulva
Lineage: Eukaryota; Fungi; Ascomycota; Dothideomycetes; Mycosphaerellales; Mycosphaerellaceae
Exons: 2
Coding region: 1-1263 (420 amino acids)
Source: RefSeq, a predicted model, not a curated record